AUGGCACCAACAAAGCAGGAACUCUCCCUGCUAAUCCAUCCUCUCGUACCAGAAUCAGUCCAACAUAACAACCGCGUCCUCUCAACCCUUCAUAGCCUAACCUCCUUCCUCCUAGGCCUCUCAGCAGGAAUUCUAGCCCUGCAAUCAACAUACGGCUUCGCCUUCUACUUCCUCGGCACAAUCCUAGUCUCAGGACUCUUCCACCUAGUCCUAAUCCACCGCUCGAACGGCGGUGGCGCGGGCUCUUACUUCCCGGGCAGUAAUGCUGGCGAGAUCGAGGGUGUUGUCGAGAUGGAUGAGAAGAGCCGGACUGUGAAGAUGCAGCUUGCUGGGAAGGCUGGUUCGAGGAGAAUUUUGCGCAAGGGUGCUUGGAGGGAUGUUUGGUUUGGUGGUGGUGUUAUGAGUGAGGCGCUUAGUGGGUUUGUGCUUGGGUGGGCUGGUGUUGGUGGUGUUUUGAGGUGA
This is a messenger RNA of Penicillium canescens, 462 nucleotides long. Its product is annotated as EMC6 family protein. Gene Ontology annotation, biological process: autophagosome assembly; protein folding in endoplasmic reticulum. Lineage: Eukaryota; Fungi; Ascomycota; Eurotiomycetes; Eurotiales; Aspergillaceae. Gene Ontology annotation, cellular component: membrane; endoplasmic reticulum; EMC complex. The record is from RefSeq and is a predicted model, not a curated record. The transcript is spliced from 2 exons. Bases 1 to 462 code for a protein of 153 amino acids.